Messenger RNA from Rhopalosiphum maidis (corn leaf aphid), 579 nucleotides. RefSeq lists its product as uncharacterized. The record is from RefSeq and is a predicted model, not a curated record. Bases 1 to 579 code for a protein of 192 amino acids. NCBI's taxonomy places the organism in Eukaryota, Metazoa, Arthropoda, Insecta, Hemiptera, Aphididae. Gene Ontology annotation, molecular function: nucleic acid binding. The transcript is spliced from 2 exons.
AUGACUGACUUGCCAUCAUACCGAGUUCAGCCUCAUCGACCUUUCUCUCAUGUUGGUAUGGACUAUGGAGGUCCUUUUCUUGCGGUUCAUCUUGAAGCCGUCACCGACUUGAGCACUGAUGCUUUCCUCGCUGCCUUGGACCGUUUUGUUGCUCGACGUGGAAUUCCGACCAAUAUAUACUCUGACUGUGGUACGAACUACAUGGGUGCUGCGUGUCAACUCAAACUUUUAUUUCGAAACGCCAAGGAGCAGGACCGCAUCUCCUCACAUCUGGAUUGUACAUGGCAUUUUAAUCCACCUGCCACGUCACACUUCGGUGGUAUUUGGAAGGCUGGUAUUAAGAGUGUCAAAGGCCAUCUCAAGCACGCUAUCGGUCAGCAACUAUUAACGCAUGAAGAAUUUCAAACAUUGGUCACCCGCAUCGAGGGUAUCUUCAAUUCUCGACCAAUCACGCCGAAAUCAUCUGACCCGAAUGAUUUAAGUGCUCUAACUCCGGGACACUUCCUAAUAGGAGAACCCAUCCACGCAAUACCACAGCCUGAUACCACUGACGUCAAGAUCAACAAGUUGAAUCGAUGA